Mucor velutinosus is the source of this 2031-nucleotide messenger RNA. RefSeq lists its product as uncharacterized. The coding region runs from base 1 to 2031 and encodes 676 amino acids. NCBI's taxonomy places the organism in Eukaryota, Fungi, Mucoromycota, Mucoromycetes, Mucorales, Mucoraceae. Gene Ontology annotation, molecular function: phosphorelay response regulator activity; DNA-binding transcription factor activity; sequence-specific DNA binding. The transcript is spliced from 5 exons. Gene Ontology annotation, biological process: phosphorelay signal transduction system; regulation of DNA-templated transcription. The record is from RefSeq and is a predicted model, not a curated record.
AUGGAUGAGAGAUACAUGGCAUCACUUCCCAAGUCUACAGCGGGCAAGAAGGGCAGCAAAAAGCAUGCCAAUCAAAGCGAUCCUAGUAGCAAUUCAACGGUACCUGACUUUAUACAGAAAUUGUUUCGCAUGCUAGAAAAUCAAGCAUUUAAAGAUGUAUUCUGUUGGGGUCCCUCAGGAACCAGCUUUCUAGUCAAGGAUACCAACGAAUUUUCAAAGUCGAUUCUACCAAAGCAUUUCAAACAUUGUAAUUUCGCUAGUUUUGUUCGGCAGCUAAACAAGUAUGACUUUCACAAGAUAAGAAGCAAUACCGAUGAGACUCAAAAGCUCUACGGGGAUCAGACUUGGGAGUUUGAACAUUCGCAUUUCAGACGAGACAGAAAAGAUUUGCUGGAAGAAAUCAAGAGAAAAACGCCUGGAAAGAAAAAGAAAUUUGAUAAGGAACAACAGUUACAACAAGAUCAGUUACUCUCUCAAACACCCUCUCCUACGCUUCAAUACAAAGCAUCCAAUGCAUCGUCCAUGUCCGAGAUGGCAGCAUUUCAGCAGCUGAAUAAACUGACGAAAAGCCUUCAAUCUCAAGUUGAUCUGCUCAAACAAUCGCAAUCCGAAUUGGAAUCUACCUUGGAAAGCAUGAGUGAAAAGGAAAAAAUCAUUAUGACCGAGCUUUCGGGAUUGCAGCAAAGCCUUUUAGCCAAAGAUGAGCUGCUCAAGGAUUGCCUCAAGCUGCAACAACAGGGAAACUCAAAGCAAGCAGAUGUUAAAUUGGAAAAUCCAGAAAUACCCAUUAUUUCAUCAUCUGAUGCCGUAUCUACGGCAAAUGCAUCUUCUCAGGCUUGGGCUGAACAGCCAUUGGAAAGCUUACUGACUGAUAUCUUUUUACCAACACCAUCUCAGAGUUCAGUAGAUACAGCUUCUGUUGCAGCAGCAGCAGCUCAAUUAAAUGGAUCUAGUCUCAUUGGCUCCUCUAUCAAGACUUCAGACGGACUAACGUUUUUAGCACUUGGUAGACUUUCAAAUAGUAAAUCAGACCAGCAACAACAACAACAACAACAACAACAACAACAACAACAACAACAUCAUCAUCAUCAUCAUCAUCAUCAUCAUCAUCAUCAUCAGCAGCAGCAGCAGCAGCAGCAGCAGCAGCAACAACAACAACAACAACAACAACACCACCACCAUUUACAGCAUCAGCAUCCCCAACCACAGCCAUAUCCUCACCCACCACAGCAACAGCCACAACAUCAUGUGCUCUCUGAAACCCCCACUAUUCUAGAUAAAGGGAAAAAGAAGAUGAUGGCUAGUUGGACAACACCCCCACGUGUGCUACUCGUCGAUGAUGACUCUGUUUAUCGAGAUGUGAGUGGUCGCAUGUUGAAUAUGGUGGGCUGCUCCAUUGAUCUAGCAAAAGAUGGGUUGGAAGCUCUACAAAAGAUGAGUGUAGAGAAGUAUGAUUUGAUUCUCAUGGAUAUUGUCAUGCCCAAAAUGGAUGGUAUUGCUACUACAAGAAAUAUCAGGCGGUAUGACUCACUCACACCAAUUGUUUCCAUGACAUCUAAUUUCACACACAAUGAUAUUAUGGAGUACAUCGGUAUCGGCAUGAAUGACAUUUUGCCAAAACCUUUUUCAAAGAAUACGUUGUAUGACAUACUGGAGAAGCACUGUUCCCAUCUCAAGAUUAUUCAGCAACAGCAACAGUUGCAACAACAACAACAACAACAACAACAGCAACAUUCACAGACAGAGCAAUUGAUGAUUCCCAGACUUUUAGAUGAUAACAAUCUAUAUACCCCAGCGAGUGCAACAUCAACCACCACAUCUGCUACAACGACACCGACCACACCCAACACCACAUCGCCUACUCAGCAACAUCACACCAACAAUUCAGAUUACUGGCAGCCAUUAGACAACAGCAAUAGGAAAUUGAUAUGGUCUUCAUCUUCACCUGCAUCUUCCUCUUCCUCUUCUUCUGUACAUAGUCAGACUCCACAUAACAAAAGACAAAAACUACAUGAAUUGUAUGAUAAUUGA